GGAACUCAAUGAAAUUCGUCACUCACGGAGACAAGCUAGGGUACUCAAUGAAAUUCGUGAAUCACGAUUUAUGACAAGUCAGAGAAACUCGUGACUCUCGAAUGCAAGUUAGAGAAAAUAAUGACAUUCGUAAUUCUAGAGUUAUCACCAGGAACUCCCAGGAAUCCAGGGAAUCUUUCAGAUCACGUAUUGCCUCAGAAACUCGAGACUCUCGGAAUCAAAUUAGAGAUCUUAAUGGAAUUCGUGGUACCAGAUUUUUCGACACCAGGAUCAACCAGAAAGCUGAGGAAACAAGGACCGCUGUACGAUCAAACAUAAAAACUCCAGUUGGACAAAUUCGAGAAACUCGUUUCUUAUAUCCAUUGAAAGCUGAGAAAUCAAUUGCAGCAAAUGCAGAUAACCUUCCUUCCUCAGAUUUAUCUGAAUCAUUCAAUUUGUUGAUGAAAGAGGAUUCUGCUUCCAAGAAUGAAGAACUUGAGGAUCAAACUCAGAAUGCUUCUCCCAGCCUCUUCAAUGCUGACCAGAUUGAGGAAAAUGACAACUAUAACUUCCCGUUCAUUUUUAAGAAUAUGGAAAACAACUUCAAGUACAUCACUGGCAAGCUAACAUAUUUCUUGAAUGAAGAAAAUAGAACUGCUCUUGCGACUGGUGUAGCUUGUAUGCUUCUCCUUGGAAGGACCAACAAGUAAUCUCCAAUUACAUCCAUAUCUCCUGAAACUUCUUGAUGUACUCCACUGCUUCAUAGAUCGUAUAUUGUAUUGUAGUUACUAGUUACUAACACUAUCCUAAAAGAUUCUCUGCAAUCCAGCUAGUUAGCGGACCAAAUAGAUUAGUAUGUAGAUCAACUUAUUAGUUGAUUCUAUCUAUUUUUAAUUAGUAGAUUAGCUGUUAAUUCUAAUGAUGUUAAAUGUAGCAAAUAACAAUUUGUUGAAGAAACUUCUAUUAGAGAGCUUUAUAGUUGUUGGUUAUAUGUUUGAACUUUGUUCUGUAGAAGCUAGACGGUAGAAUAAUGAUUGGAUUCUUGUUACCAGUCUCUAAAUUGUAAGAUUUUUCAGAUGUGAAGUGGAUAGUUAAAGUGUCUGUUCACUAUAAGAGGUAACAACCUUUUUUUGAUUGAAUUAUGUUCAGUGACUAGAAUUAUAAGUGCCAGGCUGUCAUGUUAACUACAUUUCAUCAAUAUAAAUGGUUAUAGGAUUAUAGAAAUGAUCAUUCUUCCUAGAAAUCAUUUCUUCUAGUUCUCUCCUAAUCUCAUGUAUUUGCUGUCUUCUCUUCUCUAGAGCACAGUGCAUCUUUUUAUCAAUAUUUCAAGGACAGAUUUUUGUUCGUUAUGCCCUUUUUCAAUUCUUCUUGUCAAAUAGAAUCCAGACUUUAAAACCCGGUAGUAUCGCGACUACCGAUAUUUUGUCAUUUCAUCAAAAAUCCUGAAAACUGUUCUCAAUCCUAAAAGUGAUAAUUUAAUUUUUCAAAUAUUUUCUCAGGGUAGUUCAUGAUCAUGAAUAUCAUAAAGAGCAUCAAGAAUUUUAUAAGUAGUUAUAGCCUGCAUUGUUAGGAAUUGUUCGAGUAGUUCUCAACAAAAUCGUAUAAUCUUGUUACCUUCAUUUAAUAAAGCAGAAAGCGAUUUAAAUUUUUAAUUCUAUAGAAAAACACCUAAUAAUAUUGAUGUCCAGUCCACUUUUUCAGAUUAUAAUGUUUUGGAUUAUUAUGUGUAACAUUUGUUACCUCUUGAAAGGAAUAUUGCAACAAAUUGUGAUGAAAAAUGGCUGUUAAUUAUAGAGAUUUUAUUAUGUACAAGAGAGAUUUGUAAUAAUUAUCUAAGAUAGAAAAUAUAUAAGUAGUUUAGAUUGGUCAGUAUUGGCAUUAUGUAGAUGUACAUGAAACUAUUGGAUACAAUAGUAAAUGAGUGCAUUUAGUAUUUAGAUACCCCUGUUAUAAUCACUGCAUGCUAUUAUUAUAGUGUUGUAAACAGUAGAGCAUUAUACAUACCUCUCAAAUUGAAUUAUAUAUGAGCAUUGAAAAGCAA
This is a messenger RNA of Nilaparvata lugens (brown planthopper), 2020 nucleotides long. RefSeq lists its product as uncharacterized. The coding region runs from base 102 to 689 and encodes 195 amino acids. The transcript is spliced from 3 exons. The record is from RefSeq and is a predicted model, not a curated record. Lineage: Eukaryota; Metazoa; Arthropoda; Insecta; Hemiptera; Delphacidae.